Peniophora sp. CBMAI 1063 is the source of this 2151-nucleotide messenger RNA. Lineage: Eukaryota; Fungi; Basidiomycota; Agaricomycetes; Russulales; Peniophoraceae. The record is from the annotation of a GenBank genome assembly.
AUGGUGCAUCUCCGAUUAAACGAGACCGAAGCCAACCCUAACCCCUACAUCAACUUCAUCACCGCUCUCCCUGCCUCCACAUCUGCCGAAACCGAGUCUGCACGGCAGCUCCUACGCGCUCUGGCCGCGCAAGUGAAACCCGUGAUGAAAGCGCACGGUUUCGUAGUCAACUCAUUCGAAGAAUACGAGAACAACAAAGUCUUCUGGGGGCGCAACUGGAAUGCGGGAGAGACGGUCGAGCUGGUGUUAAGGAGAGCGGACGGGAGCUGGUUGCCGCAUGGACAUGUUAUGAGCACGCUUUGCCAUGAACUGGCGCAUAUACGGCAUAUGAAUCACAAUAGUGACUUUCAGAAGCUGUGGAGGCAGCUUAAUUGGGAGGUGCGAGUGCUGCAGGCAAAGGGGUACUUUGGUGAUGGGUUGUGGUCGGCGGGAACGAGGUUGAAGGAUUCGCAGCGCGUUGAGGGGCUGAGUGAGGAGGCUGGAGAACUACCAGAAUAUAUCUGUGGUGGUGCACAGACUACAUCUCGUCCUUCACGUCGGCGACGGCAACGCCAGCCACGCGCCGGUGCAUCGUCUCGCACCGGCGCUCAAACAACCAAGAGACGCAAAGCCGGCUCGCGCGUGACCGGCGCCAACGUCUUUACAGGCUCUGGACAAGCUCUUGAUACCGGCUCAGACGAUAAGGGCAAGGGCUUCAGGAAGCAGGCCGGUAGCAAACGUGCCCGGGAGGAGCGUGCGGCAGCUGUGGAGAAGCGACUGGCUGCAUUAGCAGGCAAGCCACAAGCUGAACCCACACCUCCACCCGAUGACAGUCCGACCGAAGACGAAACCGACGACGAAGUCGAGAUCGUGCCCGAGACGGACUCCGAACGUCGACGCGCACUCGCAGACGCGAAAGACGACGGAUUGACGAAGCUGAGACCCGGCAUGCUCGAGGACUUCUGGGGCGACAUGGGCGGUGAUGGGCAUGAUGGGGACUUCGUUGGUCUUACUGAGGGCGCGGCUGCUUUUGGAGGUGCGCGCGAUGAGGAACCUGUGGCGUCUGGCUCUGGCGCUGGCGCUGCUGGGCCAUCGAGGGAGACUGUCAAGGCUAGGAAGGAUACAACGCCAAAGAAGACGGGACCGACGCUGAAGAAGAAGACGGUUACGGACCCGUUUGUCUCUGACUCUGACGACGAGAUCGAGGUCACUACCGGAUACGCGAAGAGCAAGGGGCGCGUCUCGCCCAAGCCUUCAAGCAAGCCUAAGCCUUCAUCUUCUCAGCCAAAGAAGGAGGCACCUUCAGCUUCUAUCCCUACUCAAACAACGCUUCCAUUCGCUCCACCGCCUCCAUCAAAGCCCGCACCAGGACCGGGACUAGGCAACCUCGUACGCGACGAGAUGCGACAACGUCGGGCCGAGUCACUCGGCAUGACUUCUGGCGGACGUACGUUGGGUGGGACGUCUUCUGCGAGGACUUUGGGUGGUGGGGAUGGAGGUGAUAGGAUGCCGGAUCGAGAGGCGAGGCUUGCUGCUUUGGAUCGGUUGCAGAAGGCGGAUCCUACGCGUCCGUCAAAGACGGCGCCUCCUCAUGCGGCGGUCAAGAAGUCUGUGCCGUCCGCUUCGACUUCGGCUUCACCCGCGCAUGCGCCUACGCGUGCGGUAGCGGCUCACGCUCCGGCGCCUGCAUCAGUAGCUGCACCGGCUCGGCGACCGCUAGCUCCUCAAGCGACACGCGCGUCCGUGCCGACACCUACAUUGAUACCUGCCAUACCUGCACUUGCCGAUUCCGUCCCAGCUUCUGAGCCGACUUUCAUACCCACUCCAUCGCUUGGCUCAGUGGCUCCCCCAAUACAAGGCGCGAACGAGGCGUGGACUUGCAGUAUAUGCACUCUGGUCAACGAUCCGCUCUUUCUGGUUUGCGAGGCGUCGAGCGCACCCUUCGGCACGCGACCUAUUGGAUUAGCUGCGCGUGAAAUAUUCUCGGAUCUCUCGGAUUACCCCCUCCAGCCCUCCAAGUCGGACGAGCGGCUCUAUCUUCGAGAUGGAUGGAUGCGGCAGACGUACGUCAGCCGCAUCGGGAUCGCGGACCUGCGCGUUUUAAGUACAGGACCCCGGUAUCAUGACGAUGCCCAGGAGAUGUUGGCCUCAUGGGUCAACAUCUAUAUUUGA